Messenger RNA from Elephantulus edwardii (Cape elephant shrew), 351 nucleotides. RefSeq names its product methionine sulfoxide reductase B1 (gene MSRB1). The transcript has 4 exons. Lineage: Eukaryota; Metazoa; Chordata; Mammalia; Macroscelidea; Macroscelididae. The record is from RefSeq and is a predicted model, not a curated record. Gene Ontology annotation, molecular function: peptide-methionine (R)-S-oxide reductase activity.
AUGUCUUUCUGCAGCUUCUUUGGGGGCGAGGUUUACCAGAACCACUUUGAGCCGGGUGUGUACGUGUGUGCCAAAUGUGGCUAUGAGCUGUUCUCGAGCCACUCCAAGUAUGCGCACUCCUCUCCCUGGCCGGCGUUCACCGAGACCAUCCACAGAGACAGCGUGGUCAAGCGCCCAGAGAACAAUCGACCUGAAGCUUUAAAGGUGUCCUGUGGAAAAUGUGGCCACGGGCUGGGCCAUGAGUUUCUGAACGAUGGCCCCAAGCGGGGACAGUCCCGAUUCUGAAUAUUUAGCAGCUCACUGAAGUUCAUCCCCAAAGGCAAAGAAACUUCUGCCUCCCUGGGGAAGUAG